Ctenocephalides felis (cat flea) is the source of this 2000-nucleotide messenger RNA. RefSeq names its product sialin-like. Gene Ontology annotation, molecular function: transmembrane transporter activity. The transcript is spliced from 11 exons. The record is from RefSeq and is a predicted model, not a curated record. Bases 114 to 1703 code for a protein of 529 amino acids. Lineage: Eukaryota; Metazoa; Arthropoda; Insecta; Siphonaptera; Pulicidae. Gene Ontology annotation, biological process: monoatomic anion transport; transmembrane transport. Gene Ontology annotation, cellular component: plasma membrane.
ACGUUGACGUCAGUUUGUGAUUUUAUUACAUAUUUUUAUAUAUAGUUGUUAUUGAUUUGUCAUCUUGAUGAACAUUAUUAAACGUUAAACAACAGAUCAUAGAUCGAGCGACCAUGGAUGCACGCAUACUGCCCGAUAACUCAAAGUGUGAUAUAUAUUCGAGCACGGCCCUGCGACGAAUAUCAGCGCAGAUACCAGCCCGCCUGGUGCUCUAUUUCCUAUCAUGGUCUGGCUUUCUGGUUUCUUUCAUGAUGAGAACAGACAUCAAUAUUGCACUUGUGGCGAUGGUCAAGAUUCCUCCACCAAGUUUGGAAAAUACCACCAACUCCAGUGAACCAAUGCCUGAACUAUAUUGCUAUCGAGUCACCAACCACACUCAAGACAAUAAUAAUAGCACUUCAGUAGUAACGAAUUUUGAAGAAGGAGAAUUCGACUGGUCAACGGCAACACAAUCAGCAGUAAUCGGUUCAUUCUACUGGUGGUAUAUCAUAUCACAAAUUGUAGGUGGUGUAGCUACACAACGUUUUGGAACCAAAAAUGUUUUUGGUUGGUCUCAAUUUUUCACAGCUUUAUCCAGUCUUUUGAUACCAAUUGGUGCCUCAAUGCAUCCGAAUAUUCUCAUUGGCUUACGCUCUGUACAAGGAUUUGCUUCGGGUCUGACUUGGCCAGCGAUGUACGCAGCCGUAGGCCACUGGAUUCCGCUUUCUGAAAGGAGUAAAUUCAUGUCAUCAUUUCAAGGUUUUAGCUUCGGCAUCGGAUUAACCUACGCUAUUUGCGGUUUCAUAAUAUCCCAUUGGGGCUGGCGCGGAGUGUUUUACACUUCGGGAACGAUCGGCAUGCUGUGGUGCGUUCUGUGGUAUUUCUUAGCGUUCGACAAUCCGUCCAAACACCCGCGGAUCUCGCCCAGCGAACUCUCCUACAUCAAAAGCAAUCUCGGAUACUCGGUGGUGGCGGGCGAGAAGGGAAUGCCCGUUCCGUGGAUGUCGAUAUUCAAAUCAUGGCCCGCGUGGUCCAUCGGACUAACGACCUUCGGCCGAAUUUGGGUGCAUUAUACAUUCAUGGUGUCGGGGCCGAUGUACAUGAAGACAGUAUUAGGAUUCAGCAUACAGACGAAUGGGCUGUUAAGUGGAGCACCUUUCCUUUGCAGUUAUGUGGCGUCGGUGUUUUUCUGUUACAUUGCUGACUUAUUAGUAACUAAAAGACUUAUGACAUUAACAAAUGUCAGAAAAUUAUUUACUGCUUUAGCUCAAGUUGCACCAGGCGUGUUAGUUCUACUUAUCGGAUUUCUAGGAUGUGAUAUAGUUUUAGUUCUUAUAAUUUGGUUUAUUGCUGUGACCCUCAUCACCGCUUCAUACGCCGGUGCCAUGGCCAGUAUAGUUGACAUUGCGCCUAAUCUUGCAGGCCCUGUUUUAGCUUUUGCUCAAACUAUACACAUGACAGCGAGUUUCCUAUCGCCGAUUGUUAAUGGAUAUUUAACUAGGGAAAGCCAAAAUCUGGAGACCUGGCGUCAUGUGUUCUACGUUACUUCUGUGAUAGCGAUUUGUACAUAUAUAUUUUUCCAAAUAUUUGGAACUGCUGACAUUCAACCUUGGAACUAUCCUAAUUGCAAAGUGCCUUCCACAAAGGAAUGUGAAACUAUAUUGAAUCCGGCAACUGAAGAGGAAGCAAGCAAGGAUGAGAAGAAAAUAAUCGAUGCCGUAUGACAAAUCAAUAAUGAUCUCUAUUCAUUCGAUACUAAAGUGAUUUGAUCACUUUAUUAGCGGGUUAAUCUGAAACUUGAGCAAGGUUAUCUUAAAGGACGUAAUUAGCUUCACAAUUGUUGUAGUAGUAGGUAUAAACCAUAAGAAAGAAUAUAUGGGCAUCAAGAUUAAUCUUGGGAAAUCUAUUAUAUCUGGUGGUGAAGGUAAUAUGUAAAAGUUUUAUGUGAUCAUCAAUAAUUUGCUUAAACAAAAUUCAUAUUUUCUACAUUUUUGAUAGUAAACGAGCAUAUGUGCAUUUUU